Camponotus floridanus (Florida carpenter ant) is the source of this 577-nucleotide messenger RNA. RefSeq names its product glycine-rich protein 5-like. The coding region runs from base 40 to 369 and encodes 109 amino acids. The record is from RefSeq and is a predicted model, not a curated record. The transcript has 7 exons. Lineage: Eukaryota; Metazoa; Arthropoda; Insecta; Hymenoptera; Formicidae.
UCUGCUGACUAUUGUGCAUGGUGCAUCAAGUUAAGCACAAUGAUUAAACUAUUCUUCAUUACUUUACUUUGCGUGACGCUGGUGUUCGCCGAGUCGCCGCUAGAAAACUUUCGAAAUGUACGAGCACUGGACAAACCAAUGACAGGAUUACAUGCGAAAUUAGUACGACGAUCGGCACAUGCCUGUGGAGAAGGAACGGGAGGAAUGAUGGAGCAAGAAGGAAUGGCAGCAGCAAUGAAAGCAAUGGAAAGGAUGGCAGGAGGAGGAGGGUCAGCAGGAGGGUCAGCAGGAGCAGGAGGACAAGCAGGACUAGGAUUUGGCGUAAACGGCAAUGCAGGUUUUGGAGGAGGAGCAGGAGCAGGCAAAUAAUGAUCAUGAGAAUCAUAAGAAUCAUCAUGCAAUGAAUAGUUUAUGCUCUUUAGGUCUCUGGAUAGAUAUGGAUAUUGAAGUCUACCAUUAUAAAAUAGAUAAAAAUGGUUUAGAUUUCACUCGGCACUUUGACACAUUUUUAUCAGAUUGCUUUGCACACUCAAGAACCCCGAUGAUUUUAAAAUAAAACUUAGCACUCUGCAAAAUA